Messenger RNA from Linum tenue, 216 nucleotides. NCBI's taxonomy places the organism in Eukaryota, Viridiplantae, Streptophyta, Magnoliopsida, Malpighiales, Linaceae. The record is from the annotation of a GenBank genome assembly.
AUGUCUACAAUCUUACCCAUGUCAACAAUUACACUUACUGGUUCGGUUUCAAAAUUUUCCAUUCCGACAUUGAAGUUCAUCGGAAGGAGUAUGGAUUUGAGCUCAGGACUUCAAAUUAGUGGAUUUUUUGAAGUCGAGCAAAUAAACUGCCCCUAUUUCAUUUACAGAUGUUUCAUCCUAGUGGGGACUAACUAUAAUGAUGUCGCUAUAGAGUAG